UUAAACUGAAGAAGCAUUUGUCCUAAUUUCCGAAAGUACCCUCCGAUCAACCAUUGAGUUUACCAAAACAAGACUCUGAAUUCUCGGCAUCCCAUCGUACGCCGUAUAUAUAACAAAAAGCUUUGGCCUUACCGUUAACAAUAAACCAAAAAACAAAAAAAAAAAACCACAGCCGGUAAAAGUUUCCGGCGAGUAAAUCUUCAAGUCUAGAGAUAAGAGAUUGAUUGAUUUAAAGAAGACGAGAGUGCACCGAUCAAUGGUAUAACGCGGUGAGAUGUGGACAGCGACACCGACGACGACGAGAACAGAGCGACCGAAGAGUCUCCACAAUUUCACGCUCCCGAGCUUGAAGUGGGGGAGUCAGCGUCAUCUCAAGUGCUCCAGGAUGGAAUCUUCGAGAAGCGGUUCCGGCGGGAAGAAGAAGGGAUCGAGGAGUUCAGGGUAAAGAUCAUGUCGGAUCUGAAGACAGUGAGGGAUAAGAUCACACAAUCGAUGUUUAUGAAAGAAGAGCAUGGAAUCUAAGGAAAAACGUAAGACCGACGUUGAGAAGGUUUCUCCGGUGAAGCUUUCGAGGAAGGAGAUCGAGGAGGAUUUCAUUGUGGCUCUUGGUCACCGACCACCGCGCCGGCCAAAGAAGCGGCCAAGAACCGUUCAGAAGAAGCUCGAUAGCUUGCAUCCUGGGUUUUAUCUGACUGAUGUGACGCUUGAUUCAUAUAAAGUCCCACAAGAAACUAAGUUCCUCACUCGAAUUCCGAGCAGUACGAGGAAGAGUUUUUGGAGAGUGCUCGGGUGGUUGCGUCUCGGAAACAAGAUCAUUGGGAUAACUUCUCCUUCAGUAGGAUCCGUGAGUCGACUGGUCGGAUCAGACAACGUAAGUCUUUUUGUCCUUCCUCUCUUUUACUCGGCCUUUUUAGGGGAUCCUAACUCAUUUCCACUUCGUCUUGCAGAGGUUUGGCGUUCGGACACGAUUCCCAUCAUCACUAAGAGGUCAAAGAGGAUUAACUUGUUCAACAAGGACAAACAAAAGGAAAUAAACCGAGCAAGAACCAUGAGGGAGUUGCCGGAUUUGAGCUUGGACGUCGGGAAGCAGCUCGGGUUCGGGGAGCCGGAUCAAACUGCUAAUGCAGACUUACCCGAUCUGGGGGAUCCAAACGUUACUGAGUCAGAUUUCGAGGCUCAGCUCGUGAGGAAGAAGAGCAAUAAGAAGAAGAAGAGAGAGGAGACCGCAGCUUCCGAGGAGAAGCAGUCUGAGGAGACUUCCGCAGGCGGGGAUGCCAGGCCGGAGAAGAAACGGGCGCGAAAGGAUCCCGUCGAGGUUCGAUCUUCCUCCGUGGAGGAAGGGGAACUCCAAGCCUUGGAGCCGAGUGGCGGUUCCCAAGACAACGCUGUUCCGGAUCCUUCUCUUGGUGGCGACCAAGCAGAGGAUGGCCAGGAGACUUCUUCGAAGGCGAACAAAAAGAAGAAGUCGAAGAAGAGCAAGAAGAAGGGGACCGGCGAAUCCUCGGAGCAGGAGGCGGCGCCAGAUGCGGAGCAAGGAACCUCAGAACUUCCGACUGCUGCUACUUCUCCUGAAAAGGCAGCAGCGCGCGACGAUGCAGGAGGAUCGAGCAAAUCGCCCCCGAGAGCUCCGCAGGAGAAGGGAGUCAUGCCGAAGAACCUUCAGGGGUUUUGUCCAGAUAAAGUCGACUUCAUCUACAAGCGUGAUACUCCCCUUGUUUGUAGCAACAAGGAGUGCGCUCGCUUUGUCCGCCAGGUUCGAGGGAGUUCCGAUCAUCUCCCGCUCGUAAAGGACCUUGUCUUCCAAGACGACUACUGUGUCGCCGCCGGCUCUUCGGUCAGGAGCCAAGGGGAUUGGAACGUAGUCGUCGGUAAGUACGACAAGGAGUUGAAGAGGACCUAUGGCAUGAUCGAUAGGCAGAGACGCAACAGCAAUGAAGCGACUCGCGCCUUAGAGGACAUGUUGCGCAAGAAAAACGGGGUGGUUAUUCGGGAGGAGGCCAUCAAGGACGAGCUCUUCUAGAAGGAGGCAUCCAUGAACAAGGAGCUGAAGCGAGCCCGGGAGUUGGUCAAGACACUCGAGAAGAAGAAAACCAAGUUGGCGAACGAGAAGGAGACCCUCGAGAAGGAGAAGGCCGCCGCUGCCUUGGAGCAUUCCAAAAAGAUGGACCAUCUCCGAGAAUCGCGUCGCUAUGAGGUUACUCACGAGCGGAUCCGAGUGAUGGCCGCGAUGCAUGGAAAGGCGGCUGCUCGUUUCCAGAGGAUUCGGGACUGGGAGACUCGUUGAUGCACCCAAAAUCGAGCACCGUCCUGUUUGGUUCAUGGACACGACCCAAGGUGGUGACCUUGUCGACCAGCUAGACCUAGCCGAGGUUUUCUCAUCAGAUUAUGCAAUCUUGGAUAAGCUGAAUACUCAAGUGAGCUGGACUGACACUAUCAUGGACGAGCUGAGCUGGAAUAACACUCAUCGAGCUGAGUAAGUUGGUUCGACCUUCUGAGCUGGAUCGACCAUCAAACCACCCGAGAAGCAACACAGAUAUAUGUUCAUUGUUCGAAGCAUAUCUUCUAAACCAUGAUGUUUCUUCACUUGAAACCACAUGGAGAAUGUGCUCAAUUCAAUUAUGGAACUCCACGAAGAAGAAUCAGAUCAAACGGAGUUCAGAUGAGGGAGUUAUGCCAUAUAUAACUCAGUUGAUGUUCAGUUCUCGCGAAUUCAGACAUGUGUGGAUCGUCCCGCGUGUAUCCGUAUCCUUCCCAGCAUGGUGUGUACGACCAGCAUGAACCUGGACAUCUUUCUGAAUCUUGACUAGUCAACAUCUGAGACCGCGCAUUGACCAGUCUUCCUUGUUUUCCACACUUUGACUAGAUCUAGUCAAAUUUGUGUUUUCUAUGCAUUGUUUUCUGCACUUUCUUUUAUUUCUCUUUGACUCAAAGUACUAUAAAAUGUAAUCUUUGAUCAUUGCAAUAACAUCAACGAAAUUUCUUCUUUUAUUUGAGUUUUUACUCUUUGUUCUUUGUCAAGAACACUUUUAGUUUCUUUGGUGUGGUUAGCUCCAAACAAACGCCUCUUUCUAGUUGGACCGGUGCGUCAUAUCCGGCAACUGAUCGAGUUUGCUUCCUUGUCGGACCUGUGAGUCAUAUCAGGCGACAUUCAAGCACCCAGACAGUAUCAUUGGGUCAUUCCGCAACCCUUUGUGUCGUCAUUCAAUCCAUCAGUUCUCUUCGGAGUUCAUAUCUUUCAUACCGGUCGAGUGAUCAGAUUUAGGGUGUAUCAAGUGGUAUCAGAGCCACUCUUCCGGUAACUCUUUAUCAUUCCAUCUUCUCAUCUCUCCAUAUUCUUCUAAACACUUCUUCUUCUACCUUCCUUGAACCCGGGCCCCUCAUUACCCACCAUAGUUAAAAAAAAAAAAGAUCUAAGUUUAUGCUGUAAAAAAAAAAAAAAAAAAAGUUAUAAAAAAAAAAGAAA
Raphanus sativus (radish) is the source of this 3463-nucleotide messenger RNA. RefSeq lists its product as uncharacterized. The transcript is spliced from 4 exons. The coding region runs from base 512 to 2020 and encodes 502 amino acids. Lineage: Eukaryota; Viridiplantae; Streptophyta; Magnoliopsida; Brassicales; Brassicaceae. The record is from RefSeq and is a predicted model, not a curated record.